UCAAUCAGAUUGGCGCGCAGGCGCGGAGACGGCGAGGCCGGGAGUUGGUGAUUGAGGAAUAUGCUGUCCGGGAAACCGUCAGUCUUCCUUUUAAUGGUGAACGGGCAGAUCGAAAGUGCUGAUUUUCCAGAGUUUGAUGAGCUGUAUUGCAAAUACUCCUAUGUAUAUGGACAUGACUGGGCUCCAACAACAGGUCUAGAGGAAGGGAUAUCCCAGAUCACCUCUAAAAAUAGGGAUAGCAGUCAAUGCUUUGUGUGGAACUUUCCAAUGGAAAUCACAUUCAAGAGUACCAACCCAUUUGGCUGGCCACAGAUCGUUAUAAGUGUGUACGGUGCUGAUCUGUUUGGAAAUGAUGUCGUCCGUGGCUAUGGAGGUGUUCAUGUUCCCACAACUCCAGGAAGACAUAAAAGAACUAUUCCAAUGUUUGUCCCAGAGUCUUCAUCUAAGCUGCAAAAAUUUACAAGCUGGCUCACAGGAAGGCGCCCAGAAUUUACAGAUCCUAAAGUGGUUGCACAAGGAGAAGGAAGAGAAGUUACAAGGGUAUUGUCACAAGGCUACGUAACCAUCUCUUUCAACAUCGUCACCAAGGACUUGAAGAAGCUUGGAUACGAUUCAAUCCCUACUAAUCAAACAUCUGACAAUACAGGAUUCUAAAUGUGUCAGGAAACAAAUUUAAAUUAAUUGUCACUAUUCUGAAAUGUUUUUAAACUAUGCAUUUUCUAAAUAUGUUACUUGUCUAUAGUCCACUAUUUGCAAAAUAUCAGGAUUAAUAGUAUUUGCUGCGACACACAUUCUCUGAUCAGGAAAGCAUUAGUUAAAUAGUAUGGUCCAAGGCAAGUAACAGAUCCCAUGUGGAUCUGGUUGUAAUACUUUACCUGUGAUCUUCUGAAAUAAUGAAACAAUUGAUCAUCUGAAUAGAUGAGUAUAUUCACAACAAUUUUUCUACUAGCACUUGAUGUCCUUCAUAGAUGUGGGUACAGUCUAUAAUCAUUCUAUUGUUCUGUCCAACUGCAGUCAUGUUGUAUUUCAUUCUUUACUGAUUUGGGGAGAAGAAAAAAAUAAGAUUGUCCACUGACCAUCUCCAUUCUGCAUGUUGUCGUUAUCUGCAAAUGUUGACCUCAUUAUGAACACAUACUAGAAAAAUCUUCUCCAUGCCAUAAAGAUUUCAUCACAAUCCCUCAAUCUUUUCUCUGACUUUAGCUUUGGCUCAGUAGUAGCAUUCUUGCCAGAUGCCAUACCAACCAGGAGGUGACGAAACAUCCCAUUCCAUUUCAACAUUUUAAAGUGACAAAAAGGACUCCAAUGACUUGAAGCACAAAUGUCCAACAACACUUACCAAUCAAACUUUGUUUCUUGAUUUUUGUUUCUGGUAUUAAAAAAAUGCACUUGAUUGAGCAUUAAAAAGGUUAUCCAGUAAUUAUAGUGUUGCUUGGUGUAUAAGUUAAGCUCUUUUUGGAAAUAAAUACAACCACAGAA
Chiloscyllium plagiosum (whitespotted bambooshark) is the source of this 1476-nucleotide messenger RNA. RefSeq names its product B9 domain containing 1 (gene b9d1). Gene Ontology annotation, biological process: cilium assembly. Gene Ontology annotation, cellular component: MKS complex. NCBI's taxonomy places the organism in Eukaryota, Metazoa, Chordata, Chondrichthyes, Orectolobiformes, Hemiscylliidae. The record is from RefSeq and is a predicted model, not a curated record.